UAAUACUGCUGACAGUUUUAGGAUAGCCAUCAAGAAAAGUAAGUUAUAUUCCUAGCAUUUGCUUUCAUUUGGAAUUGAGAGAAAAUCAGUUGCUCAAAGGAUGGCUUGCCUGCACGAUCACGAUUGCGCCGACCAUAACUGUUCCUCUGAUUGGUCUCUCUUCAAGCAUAUCGACCUUCCAAAGGUGUCUGCUUUGAAUGAGGCUGUCACGGGAAGUGUCAAAUCAGUUUUUAAACCAUGGGAGCAGCGUUUGAAUUCUUCUGAGGGCCACUUGGAAAGCAAUGAAGGUGAUCCGGAACUGAUUGUUUUCAUUCCGUUCACCGCAGAUGUUAAAAUCAAGAGCAUAGCUAUUGUUGGUGGUGCUGAUGGAACAAGUCCAUCUAAGAUGAGGGCAUUUGUCAAUCGAGAUGGCAUUGAUUUUUCAGAUGCUCAAUCUAUGCAAGCGAUUCAGGAAUGGGAUUUAGCUGAGAAUUUGCAAGGAGUUUUAGAGUACCAGACAAGGUAUUCUAGGUUUCAAAGUGUGGGAAAUAUCACUUUGCAUUUCCCUGAUAAUUUUGGUGCUGAUACAACACGAAUACAGUAUAUUGGCUUGAAAGGAGAAGCCACACAGAUGAAGAGGGACGUUGUUGCAAAUAUUGUUUAUGAGAUUAUGCCUAACCCCUCUGAUCACAAGACUCGGGCUGAGACUGGCGGAGGCUUUUCACAUGUGGAAUAAGCUUGUGGUAAAAGCAGCUCUUAUGAGUAAAGUGCUUUCUCUAUGAUGUACACUGUAGUGGAGCUUAUAUAUACUCAAAAAAUACCCAGGAAUUAUUAGACAAUUUACUGAAAGUUUCA
Solanum pennellii is the source of this 834-nucleotide messenger RNA. RefSeq names its product PITH domain-containing protein 1. The record is from RefSeq and is a predicted model, not a curated record. Lineage: Eukaryota; Viridiplantae; Streptophyta; Magnoliopsida; Solanales; Solanaceae. The coding region runs from base 101 to 715 and encodes 204 amino acids. The transcript has 9 exons.